AUGAACCUGGGCGGACGCAAACCGAUGGUGGCACUUUGGCACCUCGUGGUCAUCGCGGUCUGUGUCUCGUGGCAGGCAACGAAACGGGAGCUUGGUGUUUGCUCGUCGUCAUCUACCAAGCUCGCCAUCCUCCAGUUUUGCUUUUCUGCCUUCGCCCUCGUGGCUUCUGCCUACGCCCUCACACCUCCUGUCAAGCCCUACUUCUGGCAGCCUUCCUCUGCUAUAGUCUUGCCGGCCCUCAACUUGACCGGCAACAUCUCCCCAUUCACGGGCAAUAAUGCCAGCUUCAACGCCCCGUGGUAUACUCUCAACCAAGCUGGCCAUUCUGUCCGGAUAACCGGCGGCAGCCUUAUCUCUUUGGCGGACGCGAACAUCACCAUGCCCCUCCUCUCAGCUACCAAAUAUACGCAGUGGAUCGAGUUCGCUGUCACCAGCGACGGCAUCGUCGAAUGUCCUCACUCCACCUUCCGCGCUGGUGUUGCUAUCACCCAAAAUCUCACCUCGAACACCGCCCCCCAAUACUACACCUUCUACACCACGCAGAUUGGGGGUCAAUUGUACACCCGGAGUUCGAGGUUCUCUCCGGCGACGAAAUUGAUCAUUGCCAAUUCGAGCAAGUCGGGUAGGGUCGAGCUCUACAACGGGACGACCAAGGCCUUCUGGAAUCAAGACGUCAACGAUAUCAUAUACCUGCGCUGUGCUUGA
Molecule: messenger RNA, 705 nt
Organism: Podospora pseudocomata
Lineage: Eukaryota; Fungi; Ascomycota; Sordariomycetes; Sordariales; Podosporaceae
Source: RefSeq, a predicted model, not a curated record